Closterium sp. NIES-65 is the source of this 502-nucleotide messenger RNA. The record is from the annotation of a GenBank genome assembly. NCBI's taxonomy places the organism in Eukaryota, Viridiplantae, Streptophyta, Zygnematophyceae, Desmidiales, Closteriaceae.
GGGUGUGGUCCCUCCCCCCUGCUGCCCUCUGUCGCCUCUGCCGCUGCGGCCGACCUCGUUGGUUUUGAGUCGGUCGGCGCGGCGUCUGCCCCCAGUGGCAGACGCCGCACUGGCAAGGGCAAGGGGGGCAAGGGAGCGGGUGGAGCCAGAGGGGGCGGUGGAGGAGGCGGUGGGGGUGGGGGGGGGAGUGGGGGUGGCGGGGGGGGUGGUGGCGGGAGUGGAGGUACUAGUGGCGGCGGUGGAGGCGGAGGUGGCGGCGGAGGUGGUAGCGGAGGAGGCGGUGGGAGCGGUGGGAGCGACGGUCCUGGUGGGGGAGGUGGCGGUGGCGACGGGGGUGGCGGUGGAGGCGGGGGUGGCGGUGGAGAGGGGGUCGGAGUGGCUCGUCCCAGCGGAGCAGCUCUGGGGGUGGUCAGCGCCAGCAGCAGCAGCAGCAGCAGCCGCAGCAGCAGCCGCAGCAGCAGCAGCGCUCUCGCACCGUCCCCGGCCCUCAGCAGCUCCGUGA